AUGGCAGGCAAGAUUUUUGAAUCACGAGAUAAGGUUAUAGAAUGGGCACGUGCUAUUGGAAAAAAUCAUGGUAUUGUUGUUGUUACAAUCCAAUCCGAUUCUGUUAAUGGAAAGCGAGAGAGGAAGCAUAAAUUGAUUAUGGGUUGUGAUAGAGGAGGAAAUCACAAAAAGAAAAAUGAAGUUGUGGCCCCUUCUGAUGGCAAUUCUACUAUGAGGCUUAGAUGCCCAUUUAGGCUGGGAUCUGUUCCGAGUGGUAUUGGUUGGCAAGUGGGGGUUAAAUGUGGCAUGCAUAAUCAUAAAAUAGAUAAGGAUAUGUUAGGUCAUGACAUCUUGGGACGUCUAAAAGAUGAUGAAAGAAAGUUUGUGAACGACAUGAUGAAGUACAAUAUGGCCAAGAUUUCAAAAAACAUUAGCAUGAAAUGUAAAGAGUAUGUGAAAUCAGAAAGACAAGAACAUGUCAUGGAUCAAUGGAACAACAUGAUGUAUUCAAAUACAGAAGACGAAUUUGAUGUACAUCUAAACCACUUCGAGAGUGUAUGUGGUGAUGUUCCAUCAUUUGUCAAGUAUUUGAAAGAAACAUGGUUAACACCGUAUAAGGAAAGAUUUGUUGUUGCAUGGACUAACAUAGUCACUCAUUUAGGGAACACAACAACAAACAUGGUGGAGUCUGCACAUUGGAGACUGAAGAACAUGUCGACUACAAGUCGUGGUGAUUUAUGCGCAAGCUGGGAGGCUGUGAACAUAAUGUUGAAGUUGCAGCUAGGUUCCAUAAGAGUGUCGUUUCAAAAAAGUAUCGUCAACAUUGAGAAUUGGUAUAACACUCCAUUCUAUUCUAAAUUGCAUAGUUUUGUUUCAAAACAGUGUAUUCAACUCAUUGGAAUCGAACUAGAAAGAGUCAAAUUUGUUGGCAUACCUAUACCUUUGGAAUCUAUUCAUGUGUUUUGGACAAAAUUGCAAAUUUCAAAAUAUGAGGGUGUUGAAGAAAAAGCUCGUGAUAUUGCCUAUCCAUCCACAUCUUCAAUAUGUCCACCGCCGGUGAAAUACAAGCCAAAGAGAGGAGCUAAGAAGAGUAUAAAAGGUGAAGAAAGUGAUGAAAGUCAGACUACGAAGAGAUCAUGCACACAACUAAGUGGGAGUCAAUCGUCAUCCAUGCCGAUUGGUAAGCAACAUUCUACCAAUUCUGCAAAAGGCAAGUACUUGUCUCAGUUUCCUGCUUUCUUUCAUCCAUACAUCGAUGACUCUGUUAAUGUUGAACCGGAUGGAGAUUGUGGUUUCCGUUGUAUUUCAUCUGCAUUAGGAUAG
Molecule: messenger RNA, 1302 nt
Organism: Vicia villosa (hairy vetch)
Lineage: Eukaryota; Viridiplantae; Streptophyta; Magnoliopsida; Fabales; Fabaceae
Exons: 7
Coding region: 1-1302 (433 amino acids)
Source: RefSeq, a predicted model, not a curated record